Molecule: messenger RNA, 879 nt
Organism: Arthroderma uncinatum
Lineage: Eukaryota; Fungi; Ascomycota; Eurotiomycetes; Onygenales; Arthrodermataceae
Exons: 2
Coding region: 1-879 (292 amino acids)
Source: RefSeq, a predicted model, not a curated record
AUGGCUACGUCUGCCGCCGAUCUCGAUGCCAGGGACUGCUUUGGACGCAGUGCCCUACAGCAGGCCGUCAGGGAGACAACCGGUAUGUACAGACUGCAGCGCCUGAUCGAGGACGGAUGCGAUAUCAACGCCCAGGACUGGUUCGGCAAGACAGCGCUGCAGUCUGCGCUGGAGCUCCAGGACACCGAUACCUGCGCAUACCUGGUAGAGAAGAUGGUUGAACAGGGCAAACGUCUUCCUGUAAAGCUCCCGCGAGCAGUCUCCAGCUGGGCGAGCAAAAAGCGAUGGUUCCCGGCCCUGGAAUCGGUCGUUUCGGGGCACGAUAGCAGCACCAGCCUGACCCAGGGCGGCUAUCUUGCUCUCCUGGGCUUCCUGACGGAGUCCUUGAAGCUGCCGGAGACCAUCGUGGCCAGAAUCCUCGAUGACGCCGAGUUCUGGGUAACGGCCGCGGUCCGGCGUAAGGACAAGAUCUCUGUCGACGAGCAUUGCCCGGUUGAGCCGUAUAUUACGGUCGUGAAUCCGGCGCUGCAGGGCUACGUUCGAAGGAUAGACGUCCUCACCGUCUCGCACGAUCAAGGCUGGUGCCAGCAAGGCCUUCCCGGGUCUUAUGUCGGGUCGUUCACCUGGUUUGACCUUGCUGCAAUUCGCGGCCAGGAGAAAGCCCAGGUCCUCGAGCUUCAGUCGAACAUUUGCGCUUCCAGGUCCGGUCGGACUCACUACAACGAGAUGCGCUUGCGGGCUCCGGCCAUAGCGGACUGGAUGAAUGCCCUCAAGCCGGGAGACAGGAUAGCUGUAUACCCGAGAGCACGAUACGGCGCCUGGGUUAAUUACGUCGAGCAUGUAGAGAUAAAACUGUGGUAUGCACUGUGGCAUGUAUAG